Molecule: messenger RNA, 2067 nt
Organism: Seminavis robusta
Lineage: Eukaryota; Bacillariophyta; Bacillariophyceae; Naviculales; Naviculaceae
Source: the annotation of a GenBank genome assembly
AUGUUCCAUCGUUUGCUGGUCCGAGGAGGACCACAGAGGUUCCGCCAUGCCGCAGCGGCUGCCACUGUCUUGGGCGGUGUGGCGGUUUGGAACAAUCACGAAGACCACGAGGACAAAGAAGCAGCUCCUAUAGUAUCAACAGCAAGCAGGAGUAUGGUGGCCUGCGAAUCCUCCCUGAUGAGACCACCGUUGACUCUUCCCAACCAAAAGAAUCUCCAGAAUCAGAAGCAAGAGUCUGUAUCCAAAAUAACGACAACAACAACAACAACGGAAGAACCAUUUGACUUGUACGCGUCGUACGACAUUGUCCAAGUCUUGGGAGAAGGUGGUUACGGCAUGGUCUACGAAGCCAAACGCAAACGUGACGGUCGCAUGGUGGCACUCAAAAGUAUGCCUCGUACAUUUACCGGUCAAACCGACUUUGAAGCGGAAGUGGCGGCACUCCAACAAUUGUCGCCGCAUCCCCACAUUGUCCAAUUCUACGACUUGCAUCGGGAUGCCACCAAUUACUAUUUGGUCAUGGAAUUGGUACAAGGCGGAGUUGAAUUGUUGGAUCAUUUAAUUGAACAUGGUGCCUUUAGUGAAGGACUGGCGGCGUCCUUUUUGCGACAAUUUGCCGAAGCUGUGGCAUAUGUGCAUCAAAAAGAAUUGGUUCAUGCCGAUCUCAAACCGGAAAACCUCAUGUUAACGACACACAAUGGCAACAACAACGAUGGCAUGACACUCAAAUCAAAGUCGUCGAUUUUGGAUGUGCCUGUCGCCACGACCUGCAAAAGAGCAUUCAAUUGCCCGCGGACGAAUUUGCCACGGGAUGUCGUUUUUUGCACAUGGUCGCACUCGGCAAUCAAUUUGAACUGGAACGACUCCUGCAAACACAGGAUAGCGAAAGGAGCCCGGAUCAAUCGCUGCGAUCGAUGGGGUGGCAGUCCGUUGGAUGAUGCGCAUCGGCAUGGACAUACAUCCGUGGUCAACUACUUGCGACGAGAAGGAGCCACGUUUGGAAAUACAACCAAGGUGGUGACCAAACUCAUUCAAGCGGCGUCCGCGGGAAAUGUCGAACAAGUGGCGGCAUUGGUCGAAUUGGGUGGUAUGGAUAUCAAUCAAGGGGAUUAUGACAAACGGACCGCCUUGCAUUUGGCAGCCGGAGAAGGACGAUUGCAAACCGUCGAGUACCUCGUCCAAACAGCCGGUGCCGAUGUCAAUGUCGAAGAUCGAUGGGGGAACCGACCCCUGGACGAUGCCAAGAAGGCACCGCAACACGCUCCUGAAAUCAUGCAAUUGCUGCAGGAAUACGGAGGUCAAUCGGCCGGAGUGCCGGCCAAGCAUCGUUACCACAAAAAGAAGAAGAAUCUCAUGGCGACGAAAUCCACCAAGGAACAAACGUCGUCGGGGACCAUUGCGUACUGGCCGCCCGAAAUGUUCCAACAAGGAGCUCUUCCAUCGCCUCCCACCGACAUGUGGGCGGCGGGUGUUAUCAUGUACAUUUUGUUGACUGGAUCCCACCCCUUUGACAAGUUCGCUGACAGGACUGAUAGCGAGAUUGAACGAAUCCUUACUCAAUUGAAUAGUGGUGAUCCGCAAGCCAACAAGAAACUGUUGGAAGAAAUUGUAUUUGAUGAACGCAUUCAAGGACUGUCGCAAUCAUGUGUCGACUUGAUGCGACAAUUGAUGCAUCCCGAUCCGCAACAACGCAUUACCAGCGACAAUUUUGUGCGACAUCCAUGGAUUCAAGGACUCACGGCCUCAUGGGCCACCAUGGAACUCAACAAACAGCAUCUGCAGCGACGAUUUCAAACCAAAAUUCUACACCGCUUUGGAACGGGAAGUCACGCGGUUUCGGACCCCACCAAGCUGCGAGAAAUCUUUAAUGCCAUUGACAUUGCCAAGAAUGGGGUGUUGGAUCCCAAUGAGCUACGAAUCGUUUUGCGGUCGGCAGGAGAACCGGAGGAUACCAUUUCCAAAAUCAUGGCAUCGUUGGACUUGCAACGAGAUGGUGGCAGUGUCCACGGAGUGUCAUGGGAAGCGUUUCAACGAAUCAUGAACAGCAACACCACCAAUGACGAUUGA